Colletes gigas is the source of this 2211-nucleotide messenger RNA. Its product is annotated as activating signal cointegrator 1 complex subunit 1. The transcript is spliced from 8 exons. Gene Ontology annotation, biological process: regulation of DNA-templated transcription; DNA alkylation repair. The record is from RefSeq and is a predicted model, not a curated record. Gene Ontology annotation, cellular component: nucleus. Gene Ontology annotation, molecular function: RNA binding. The coding region runs from base 266 to 1324 and encodes 352 amino acids. Lineage: Eukaryota; Metazoa; Arthropoda; Insecta; Hymenoptera; Colletidae.
UUAUUUUUAUAAUAAAGUAGGAAUCUACUGUUUCAUUAAAGUCUGCAUCGCCAUCUACGGCAGAACGCCCAAGCUCAUAGCUAGAUGGCGAUCGAAAUAUGAUAGAGAGUCUAACAUAGACCUAAUCUAGAAUCAGGACUGUUUUGUGAACAAAGAGCCAAGAACGUUAGAGCAAAGAGCAACAUAUGUUACUAUUACUCUGUGUUUCAGAAACGAGGAUUUUUUUUGCGAAAUAUAUCGGAGGAAAUAAAACGUUAGCGAAAGAAUGAAUAUCCUUAAACCGGAAUUAAUUUGGGUGGAUGACCGAUGUUACAGAUGUUUAAGGAACAAGGAGUGUGACAAGCACGAUAUUGAUCCUUAUAUCGAAUAUGAUUACGACCUAAACCUUGACCUUGAUAAAGAUUGCCAGGAAGAAUAUGAUAACAUUGUAGAAAUUGAACCGCACGAAGAGACAAGAUUUAAACAUACCUUUCACGUAGCAAAACAAUUCUUUCCAUUUAUCAUUGGAUGUAAGAACGCGGUCCGCAAAAAAUUGGAAACCGAAACUAGAACAGUUAUACAAAUUCCAAGAAUUGGCCAGGACGGGGGCAUUGUCAUAAUUGGAUCUAAUUGUAAAGGGAUAAUAAAGGCACGUCACAGAAUAAAUUUGUUGAUAGAAUCGGCUAGGAGUCGUCUAGGUUUCACUCAUUUCCUGUCCAUACCUCUGAACGAAGGUCAAAUAAUAAUGAAAUUCAAUAUGUUUAAAAACGAUAUUAUGAAUAUGGAAAAAGUACCCAGGGGUGUGGAUGAAAUGGUUUUUCAAAAGCCAAGCAAAUUGCACCUUACAAUUGGAAUGAUCACACUACCCGAUGACGUCAAAAGAGACAAAGCUAUUGAAGCUCUGAAUUACUGCGAAGAUCAUAUCAUAAAACCUAAGAUUAAACAGCAUGGACAGAUUCGUAUAUAUAUGCAAGGAACUGACAUAAUGAACGAUGAUCCCACAGAAGUGAACAUUCUGUUCGCAAAAAUAAUUGAUAAAGACAAUGCUUUGCAAGAAAUAGUGGACGAAAUUAGAAAUCAUUAUUUUAGUAUAGGUUUAUUAAGGAAAGAAAAUGAGAAAGCUAAACUCCAUGUAACCCUCAUGAACUCAGCAUUUAGAAUAGACAAGGAAGCUGGUUACGUACGAAGACAACAAUUCGAUGCACAAGAAAUAUUGAAAGUUCAUGAAAAUACGUUCUUUGGAGAAACCACAUUAAAGCAGAUUCAUAUAUCGCAGCUUCACACGAUUGGAAAUAAUGGAUAUUAUCAAGCGACUGCGAAAAUUGAUUUCUUAGAAGAUUUGUGAACGGUAUUUGGCGGAACCAGAGUUAAACACUGCCGUUCAUCAAUUGAACACAGAGUUGUGGUACUACCCUGGUUGAACAAUUUCAUCUAUCGAUGUGGAUGCUAUAGCAUUCAUAGUAUACAACUAUUAAAAUGUGAUAUUCUGAGCACUUGGACAAAAUGUGAUUAAUCAAAAUUUGGAUAUCACAAUUAAAAAUGAAUCAUCUGUACAUUUUUGCAGCCCGUAACAAUUUUUAUUGCCCGCGAACGUGUUAAGUGUACAUGAUAGUUCCCAAAUAGGUCCCAACGACAUGCAAAGUCGUUUAGAAAAAGCUGGCAUCGUUAUCGUGAUAGAGAUUAAUGUUCUAACGAAGCUCGAUUACAAGAUGGUUGCUUUAUUCGGAACUUUCAGUGUUUUCGGUAAUAAUAUUUAGUUGUCUGUUUAUUUAUUUACGAAAGACCCUUUCGACGCGACAGAAUAUCAGAAAAAAUAAUUGCUGAGCGACGAGAAAUUUUUAUUACAAAAUCGUUAACGAUAUUUUAGACGCUUCGAGCUGGCCCACGAUUUGCGUCGCGGUUGAAAUUUAUUAUUUUUUCAUAUCAAAGCUGUCGAAACGAGGGUGAUAUUCUCGAUCUUUUCCAUUAUGUGCGAGCGUCGGAUUAGGUCUGCAAUAUGCAGUCCUAGUUUUACCUAUGUUUCUGUUAUAUUAGUAUGUUUUUCCAUAAACCAUUAUAAAUGAUUUAAUAUUAUUUCCCAUAAUAUCAAACUUUUUUUUUUGUACUCAGUUUUCAAAAUUAAUAAGGGCUAUAAAAGUAAAGUUCCGUUAGUAUUUAAGAUUCAGCGUUCUAUGUCCUUUAUACAGGCUGUUCGGCCAUCCCUGGGAAAAAAUUUUAAUGGGAGAUUCUAGG